Aaosphaeria arxii CBS 175.79 is the source of this 1067-nucleotide messenger RNA. RefSeq names its product cwf21-domain-containing protein. The transcript is spliced from 2 exons. Bases 1 to 567 code for a protein of 188 amino acids. The record is from RefSeq and is a predicted model, not a curated record. NCBI's taxonomy places the organism in Eukaryota, Fungi, Ascomycota, Dothideomycetes, Pleosporales.
AUGUCUGAGAACGUCGGUCUGUCUACUCCACGAGGCAGUGGCACCUCCGGUUACGUCCAGAAGAACCGUUCUCUUCUCAAGCCACGCGACCGAGCCGCACCGUAUCCAAAGGAAUGGGACCAGGCGAAGCACCGCCCACGGCAACCUGAUCAAGAGAUCCUCGAACAUGAAGCGAAGCGGGAGAUUGAGGUUAAGGUAUUCGAGCUCAGGGACAAGCUCGAAGAAGAAGGGGUCGAUGAAGAUGAGAUCGAUGACCGAUGCGAUGCUCUGCGCAAGAAGUUAGAGGCCGAGCGACAGGCUGGCAAAGGUGCUGGACCAAACGCGCGAAACCUGAAGUCACAUCAAGUUCACGAUCUCGCGAAAGCAAAGAUGGAGGAAAGCGAGCGUCUCCGGAAAGCAUUAGGGAUCAGUCAAGACUACGAAGAAGGAAGCCACUGGCGGAAGCAGGAGGAAAGACUCCGUGAAUCAUUGGCAAAGAGGGGUGAAGAAGAGGAAGAGGAACUGCGCCGCGAGAAGGAGAAGAAGAGGAGAGAAAGCGAGAAGGAAUAUGAUGAUGAGUCCGAUUGAGAACAACGUCAGCGAAGUCCUGCGCAACCAGCGUGUCUUCAAAUGCACGCGCUAUGUUCGCGUUCGAGGAAGCAAGAUGAACGAAUGAUAAGAUGCAGUCUCGAGAGACGAGAGAGAGAGAGAGCUCAUUCAUGGAAGCGUCACAGGUACGACUCCUUCGAUGCGCGUGCCCGGCCUACCGCGAAUGGAGCAUAGGCAUUUCUUCAAGUUGGUUACGAUCUAGUGUGAGGAUUUCGUUCGCUGAACGUACCUGGCCAAAGCCUUCAUCGGCAUAGCUAAUCGAUAACUAAAAGUGUUGCACCACUUAGAUGCAUGGGAUUGGCCGUUUCUUCCGCAAUCUCAACGAAAAGCAAACAAUCUACCAUUGUUGUAGACAUAGCGUGGGAUCUUUCCGUUAUGCACUUGUAACAAUCGUUGGUACGAAAUCAAAGGGUAGUCAGUAUUCGGUAGCUUGGGGAGUUCAUAAUUCCUAAUAAUGACAAUACAUCAUAUUGAUGUGC